ACUCGUCGGUGAGUACAACGAUACGGAAUAUCUCCGUAAAUUUUGAUCGGCCAUGACUGCUGGAGCUGUGGAAAGUGUCACUCUACGUUAUGUCUCUGAUCUCAGUCGUUUUAAACAGUUUCGGAGAGUUUAAGUGGUGUUUUUAACGCAAAGUGUCGAGGCGCUUUGUUUGGUCGGAGAUCGGAGUCUGCUCAUCAUCGGGUUCUCAAAUAUCGUUUAACACAACUCCUUUCUCCCGAUGUCGUCCCCGUCGAGCACUCCUCGGAGGAGCACACGAGGCGCGAGCCAGGAUCCUCAAACUCCAUCGAGAAGCCGCAGAAACACACCAUCCAAAAGGAACACACCAUCCCGAAGCUCCAUAAGAAGCACACCGUCCAGAAGGCAAAGGAAUGGGGCCAGGACUCCGACUCAAGCAAACGGGGAUGAAAUGUUGUCCGACAUAGCACCCCUGCCUUCGUCGUCUGCUGAUGGUGUCAACGAGGUUCCGCCAUCCAGCCCCUACCAGAGAAAUGUUGCAGCAUUCACGGAACUUGACUUGAGCUCUCCCCUCCACUAUGGCACACCCAGCUCUGCCAACACUGGAACUCCUCGGUCCAAUGUGAGGGGGACUCCAAUCAGGCACAGAACCGAUAUUCGAAACGAUCGACGCAUGCGCCAGGUUGCCAUUGGCGCUAGCGAUGGAGAGGCGGCGGAUGCAACGGGGGGUGUUCCCACCAGCGACUCUAGUACAGGCCCUCAGCUGGUGAUCUGGGGCACGGAUGUAGUGGUGAACCACUGCAAGGACAAGUUUAAGCAGUUCCUCAAGACCUUUGUCAAUGCGGACUUGGAUUCGGACGAGAGGAUGGAAGGGGUGGACCUCGACCAGCCAAUCUACAUGCAGAAACUAGAAGAGGUGUACACCCUGGAGGAGCCCUUUCUCAACGUCAACUGCAGCCAUGUGGCACUUUUUGAUGCGGACCUGUAUCGCCAACUGAAGUGCUACCCGCAGGAGGUCAUUCCCACUCUUGACAUGGCUGCCAAUGAGUUAUUCUUUGAGAAGUACCCCGAUGCUCAGCUGCCUCAUCAGAUCCAAGUGCGGCCUUUUAACUCCGAGAAGACUCAAAGCAUGCGCUCCCUCAACCCUGAAGACAUUGACCAGCUGGUGACCAUCAGUGGCAUGAUCAUCCGCACGUCUAACUUGAUCCCCGAAAUGCGGGAGGCCUUCUUUCGUUGCACUGCCUGCUCGGCCGUCGAGGCUGUCGAGAUCGACCGUGGCCGCAUUGCGGAGCCCGUGACCUGCCGCAAUUGCUCGGCCAAGUACAGCUACACCCUGGUGCACAACCGCUCGCAGUUCUCGGACAAGCAGAUCGUCAAGCUGCAGGAAGCCCCAGAGGAUAUGCCAGCUGGACAGACUCCUCACACUGCUGUCAUCUAUGCACACAAUGAUCUGGUUGAUGCUGUGCAGCCUGGAGACAGGAUCACAGUGACCGGCAUUUACCGCGCUUCGGCGGUCCGAGUGAAUCCAAGGCAACGGAGCGUAAAGGCCGUCUACAAAACUCACAUUGACGCCGUCCACUUCAGAAAGCUGGACGCCAAGCGCCUCUAUGAGGACUCUGAGGAUGCGAAGGAUUGUCACUUCACUCCAGAAAGGAUUGAGCAACUGAAGCGUCUCUCCCGUCUGCCCGACAUUUACGAGCGCCUGGCACGUGCGUUGGCGCCAAGCAUCUACGAGAACGAAGACAUCAAGAAAGGCAUUUUACUCCAGUUGUUUGGAGGAACUCGUAAGGACUUUGCGGACUCUGGUCGUGGAAAGUUCAGGUCGGAAAUCAACAUCCUGCUGUGUGGAGACCCUGGCACUAGCAAGUCACAGCUGCUUCAGUAUGUUCACAACCUGGUGCCUCGUGGACAGUACACUUCUGGCAAGGGUUCCAGUGCUGUAGGCCUCACGGCCUACAUUACCAAGGAUCCUGAGACACGUCAGCUUGUCCUGCAAACGGGAGCACUGGUCUUGAGCGACAAUGGCAUCUGCUGCAUCGAUGAGUUUGACAAGAUGAGCGACUCGACAAGGUCCAUCUUGCAUGAAGUAAUGGAGCAACAAACUCUCUCCAUUGCCAAAGCGGGCAUUAUCUGCCAGCUGAAUGCAAGAACAUCCAUCCUGGCAGCUGCCAAUCCGGUCGAGUCACAGUGGAACACAAACAGGACCAUUAUUGAGAACAUCCAGCUUCCGCACACGCUGCUGUCCAGGUUUGACCUUAUUUUCCUGAUGCUGGACCCUCAAGAUCCCCGGUACGACCAGAGACUUGCACGUCACUUGGUCUCUCUUUACUACAAGCAGCAAGCGGAAGUUGAGGAAGAGCAAAUGGAACUCAGCCUUAUGAAGGACUACAUUGCAUAUGCACGCACCUAUGUGCAACCGCAAAUGAGUGAAGAGGCUGGCCAAGCCCUCAUUGAGGCCUAUGUGGAGAUGCGCCGUGUAGGAAGUGGCCGUGGCCAGAUCUCUGCUUUCCCACGCCAGCUGGAGUCGCUGAUUCGUCUGGCUGAGGCUCACGCCAAAGUGCGCUUUUCCAGUGUCGUUGAGCUUGUCGACGUGGAGGAGGCCAAACGGCUUCACAGAGAGGCCCUGAAACAGUCGGCCACUGAUCCUGUCUCGGGAAAGAUCGACGUCUCCAUCCUCACGACGGGCAUGAGUGCCUCAUCUCGCCGGCGCCGUGCGGAGCUAGCAGUUGCUCUGCGCAAGAUGCUCGAGUCCAAGGCGAAGACCAAGGCCCAGAGCCUCGCCUACCAGAAGGUGUUCACCGAAUUCAAGGAGCAGUCUGAUCUGAUGAUAACGAGAGAGAUGUUUGAAGAUGCCCUGAAGGACUUGCAAGAUGACGGAUUCCUGACUAUUGUUGGGAAGAGCUCCAUAAGGAUCUGUUAGCAAAAGAAGACGUUGGCAAGUGCCUUCCGAAGCCAAUUGCUGUGUGUAUAGCAGCUUCUCUAUAAUAAUUAUUUUGUAUUGUUGCUUAUAAUGCACUUUUUUAUGCAUAUGCUAAUAAACUGCAGACAUUGUACCUAUG
Messenger RNA from Ixodes scapularis (black-legged tick), 3035 nucleotides. RefSeq names its product DNA replication licensing factor mcm4-A (gene dpa). Lineage: Eukaryota; Metazoa; Arthropoda; Arachnida; Ixodida; Ixodidae. Gene Ontology annotation, cellular component: MCM complex; nucleus. The transcript has 22 exons. The coding region runs from base 239 to 2896 and encodes 885 amino acids. The record is from RefSeq and is a predicted model, not a curated record. Gene Ontology annotation, molecular function: single-stranded DNA binding; ATP hydrolysis activity; ATP binding. Gene Ontology annotation, biological process: double-strand break repair via break-induced replication; mitotic DNA replication initiation; DNA replication.